AUGGAGACUGAGAAACGUCGGGGAUAUUCAUGGAGCCAGGACGUCCCUGAAGAUCGGCGUAAUGAGAUCGCCAUUCUUCAAGACCGAGAUGCCGAAGAGAUCUUGCCCUAUGACGCCGAUGAUUCGCCUUUUCCAGAAGUGCGGGCUGUCAUUCAGCCAGUCAAUGACUUGACGCUACCUGUAAAUACAGUCCGUAUGUGGACUAUUGGUAUUGCGUUUACUAUUGUCGGGAGUGGACUAAACCAGUUCUUCAGCUUACGACAGCCCAGUGUGACUAUCAGUGCUCUAGUGGCACAAUUACUGGCCUUUCCAGUAGGAUGUGCCUGGGCGAGGUGGACUCCUCUCGGAGUGCUGAAUCCCGACCGUCGUUUCAAUAUCAAGGAGCAUGCCUUGAUCACCAUCAUGGCGAACGUCUCAAUUGGCUCUGCUGCUGCUACCCAGGUAAUUGAGGCCAUUGUCAAGUUCUAUCACAUGCCAUCGCAAGGCGGGUUUGAGGUGCUAUUGUGCAUUACCACGCAAUUAUUUGGUUUCGGUUUAGCUGGUCUGGCCUCGCGGUGGCUGGUCGAACCGGCAUCGAUGCUAUGGCCGCAAGUUUUGUCCAAUGCAGCACUUCUAACUACUCUCCACUCUCGCCGCAAUACUAUCGCAGAUGGAUGGCGGAUCACUCGGCUUCGCUUUUUCCUUUAUGUGUUCUUUGGGAGCGCAAUCUGGUACUUCGCCCCGGGAUAUCUCUUCACGGGUCUCAGCACCUUCGCCUUUAUUUGCUGGAUUGUGCCAUCCAAUGUGGUAGUAAAUCAGCUCUUUGGGCAAACCACCGGACUGGGUAUGUCGGUAUUGACCUUUGACUGGGCCCAGGUGGUUUAUGCCAACCACAGCCCCCUAUUAGUGCCCUUCUGGGCUGGUAUGAAUGUGAUGGGAUCAUUUGCUCUCUUCUUCUGGCUCGUGUGUCCCCUCGUUUACUAUACCAAUACUUGGUAUUCCGCACACCUGCCGCUUCUAAACUCCAAUACCUUCGACAACACUGGGAGGCCUUACAACACCAGACGUAUCAUGGGCUCUCGGAGUGAAGUCAACGAAAGUGCUUAUCGGGACUACUCCCCGAUGUUUCUCCCUGCCGGCUAUGCGAUCACAUUUGGUGUCGCCUUUGCUAACCUGACAGGUAUUUUCUUCCAUGUCAUGCUAUACCAUGGCAAGGACUUGUGGGAACAAUGGAAAGGCAAUAGCAAACAAGACGUUCAUAGUCGACUCAUGUCUUCGUACCAAGCUGUCCCCUGGUGGUGGUCCGUUGCAAUCACUGCCGUGAUGUUUAUAUUGAGUAUUGUGACCAACGAAGUGUGGCACACGGACCUACCAGCAUGGGGUGUAUUUGUGGCUUUCGUAUUACCAGUGGUCUACUUUAUUCCUGUGGGCGUCAUCAAGGCCCUGACGAACAUCAGUAGCAACCAACUCAACCUGCUCACGGAAUUCAUUGGUGGAUAUGCCUUUCUCGGACGACCAGUGGCUAACAUGGCUUUCAAAUUUUACGGCUAUGUCGCUGUCCAACAGGGAUUGGAAUUCGUCGCCGAUAUGAAAUUGGCUCAUUAUAUGCACAUCGCACCACGGCUUCUCUUUGUGGCUCAAGGCCUGGCCACACUUAUUGGCGCCGUUGUUCAAUGUGGUGUGACAGUCUUCAUGAUCACCAGAAUCGAGGACGUGUGUACCCCCGAGGCAGCUGGAAAUUUUAUCUGCCCUCACGGACAGGUCACAUACUCCUCGUCUCUCAUUUGGGGUGCUGUUGGUCCAGGUCGAUUGUUUUCUGCCGGGCAGAUAUAUAGCAAUCUGCUUUGGUUUUUGCUUGUUGGACCAGCAGUAGUAGUCAUUACCUAUCUCCUGGGCCGUCGGUGGAAGUCCCUCAACUAUAUCUCCUGGCCCGUUGCCUUCGGUGCAAUGAGUCAAGUCCCACCUGCUACUGGUAUCAGCUUCUCCUCGUGGUGGAUCGUCAAUCUCAUAUUCAAUGGCAUACUCCGUCGCCGGAAGCCUGCAUGGUGGUCCAAAUACAAUUAUGUCCUAUCCGCCGCGCUGGACUGUGGCGUUGCAGUCGCCACAGUUAUUAUAUUCUUUUGCAUCACUCUCCCAGCUGGUUCAUUGAGCUGGUGGGGUAAUAACGUGUCUCAAACCACAGCGGACGGUAGAGGCACACCCUACAAGGGCUUACCAGCGCAGGGCUACUUUGGGCCUCCGAGGGGAACAUGGAACUAA
This is a messenger RNA of Penicillium paradoxum, 2238 nucleotides long. RefSeq lists its product as uncharacterized. The coding region runs from base 1 to 2238 and encodes 745 amino acids. Gene Ontology annotation, molecular function: oligopeptide transmembrane transporter activity. The record is from RefSeq and is a predicted model, not a curated record. Lineage: Eukaryota; Fungi; Ascomycota; Eurotiomycetes; Eurotiales; Aspergillaceae. Gene Ontology annotation, biological process: transmembrane transport. The transcript has 6 exons.